CUGGAUUCGAAUCGGCCACAAAGCCCCACGCGGUUUGCAUUCCAAGCCCUGCACAAAGCCACAUCGGGGCCAUGCUCAAGCUAGCAAAGCUCCUCCAUCACAAGGGCUUCCACAUAUCCUUCGUCAACACCGAGUUCAACCACCGACGGCUCGCCCGAGCCCAAGGCCUCGACUUCGCCAGCGGAACGCCGAGGAGCUUUGAUUUCCUGACAAUCCCCGAUGGUCUUCCUCCUUCGGAUGCAGAUGCGAUGCAGGACAUCUCGAUGAUCUGCGACUCCACAAGAAACUAUAUGGCCAGCCCCUUAAGCGAUCUCGUAUCAAGCCUGGCCUCGAACCCAAGUGUUCCUCCCGUGACUUGCAUCGUCUUGGACGGUUUCAUGACGUUCGCGACGAGUCCCGCGGCUUCGAAAUAUGGGAUUCCGCUCAUCCACUUGUUCACUAUAGCGGGUUGUGCCCUCAUGGCGGUGAAACAAUUGCGAGCCCUGGGAGAAAACGGUCUUGCAGCACUCACAGAUGAAUCCCAAUUGAUGAACGGUUAUGGGAACACCCCCAUCGACUGGAUCCCAGGAAUGAAGAACAUGAGGCUGCGCGACAUUCCUCACUUCUUCCGAAUCAUUGGCUCCAAUGACACCUUAUUCAACUUCAGCGCUGACACUGGCAACAAGACCAUUGAUGCCACAGUGACCAUUGUCCACACCUUCGAGGCACUUGAGCCGGAUGUGCUACACGCGCUCUCCUCAAUGAUCCCAAGGGUUUAUGCGGUUGGACCACUCCACUUAAUUAUUGAUCAAAUCACUCAAGAAAAAUCGUUCGCUUGAAAGCACAUUGAGUGCAAUUUGUUGGAAGAGCACAAUGAGUGCCUUUGCUGGUUGGACUCGAAGGAGCCCAAGUCUGUGAUCUAUGUGAACUUUGGGAGUAUAGCGUUCAUGACGCACCAACAAUUGGUUGAAUUCGCGAUUGGACUAGCUAAUAGCAAUCAGUGUUUCUUGUGGGUCUUGAGGCCUAACGCAGUGAAUGAAGACACAACGAUUCUUCCUAAAGAGUUUGUUGAGGAAACAAGGGAGAGAGGCUUUUUAUCUGGGUGGUGCCCACAAGAGAGAGUGCUGUGCCACCCUUCAAUCGGAGGGUUCUUGACUCAUUAUGGAUGGAACUCGACCAUCGAGAGCUUGUCAGCCGGAGUUCCGAUGCUGUGCUGGCCGUGCUUCGGAGACCAAACAACGAAUUGCAAGUAUAUAUGUGAUGAUUGGGGGGUUGGGUUGGAGAUGGAUGGUAAUGUGAAGAGAGAUAAAGUGGAGAGGCUUGUCAGGGAGUUGAUGGAAGGAGAAGUGGGGAAGAAAAUGAGACGCAAGGCCAUGGAGUGGAAGAAGAUGGCAGAAGAAGCAGUCGGCGAAAAAGGGUCAUCUUCCAUGAAUUUGGAGAAGUUGCUAGACGAGGUUUUGUCUAAAUAGUGUAAUAUGAUGUUUUUCUUUAUGCGCUAUGUUUUCCUCAAUAGAAAACUUUCUAUGAUAAUGGCUCAUGUAUAAAUUUAAGUGGAAAUAAAUGUGAAUGAUAUUCAUAUUUAUAAUACCAAUUUGAAAAGAAAGAAAUAUAAUCAUUCUCUUAAAUUGGCAGA
Molecule: messenger RNA, 1612 nt
Organism: Eucalyptus grandis
Lineage: Eukaryota; Viridiplantae; Streptophyta; Magnoliopsida; Myrtales; Myrtaceae
Product: (R)-mandelonitrile beta-glucosyltransferase-like
Exons: 2
Coding region: 72-818 (248 amino acids)
Source: RefSeq, a predicted model, not a curated record